Messenger RNA from Prosopis cineraria, 2498 nucleotides. RefSeq names its product ent-kaurene synthase 5, chloroplastic-like. Bases 48 to 2318 code for a protein of 756 amino acids. Lineage: Eukaryota; Viridiplantae; Streptophyta; Magnoliopsida; Fabales; Fabaceae. Gene Ontology annotation, cellular component: chloroplast. Gene Ontology annotation, molecular function: terpene synthase activity; magnesium ion binding. The transcript has 13 exons. The record is from RefSeq and is a predicted model, not a curated record. Gene Ontology annotation, biological process: gibberellin biosynthetic process.
GCUGCGCAGAAAGAAAAAAAAUUCCUUCUGCAUUUUGUGGGCAACCAAUGUCUCUCUGGCUCCCUCGCUUCCUUCCUUCGGUUUCUCCAGCAACUUUAGAUGGAUCAAAUGCAAAGGACAAAGUUCAGAGCAGACCUAACAAUGAUGUAUCAGAGAUGAAUAAAGAGAGAAUAAAGAAGAUGCUUAAUAAAGUUGAAUUGUCUGUAUCUUGUUAUGAUACAGCUUGGAUGGCAAUGAUACCAUCACCUUCUUCUCUGCAAACUCCUUUAUUCCCUAAGUCCCUAAAAUGGUUAUUAGAGAAUCAACAAAAGGAUGGAUCAUGGGGUCUUCCUAAUCGUGAUGAGUUGUUGACCAAAGACUCCCUUCUAUCAUCAUUGGCUUGUGUUGUUGCACUUAAGCAAUGGGGUGCUGGUGAACAACAAAUCAAUGCAGGACUUGGAUAUAUUGAAUCAAACAUUGCUGCAGCUCAUGAUGAUAAGCAAUUUUCUCCAAUUGGAUUUGAUAUUAUCUUUUCUCAUUUAAUUGAUCAAACCAGAAGUUUGGAUCUAAAUCUUCCUCUUGGAGGGAAUUGUUCAGAGAAUUUCAUUCAAAAGAGGGAAUCGGAACUCCAAAGUGGGUGGGGAAGCAAAUCAGAAGGAUGGAAAGCAUAUGUAGCAUACAUUUCAGAAGGACUUGGGAAGUCCCAGAAUUGGGAAAUGGCUAUGAAAUUUCAGAGAAAGAAUGGAUCUUUAUUUAACUCACCAGCCACUACAGCAGCAGCUUUUAUUCACAUUAACAAUACCCAGGGUCUCGAUUAUCUACUAUCUCUCUCAGAUAAAUUUGGGGAUGCUGUUCCAACAGUACAUCCUUUUGAUGUGUAUGCUCGACUCCUGUGGUUGAUAGUCUCGAAAAAUUGGGGAUUAAUCGCCAUUUUAAGGAGGAAAUCCAAAGUGUAUUGGACGAGACAUGGAGACAUACUUGGUCGCUUUUCAGAAGACAAAUUUUACAAUACCGUUCAGGGUUAUUUAAAGGAUGUUGAGGCUGUUUUGGAGUUACAUAAAGCUUCACAUAUAGCAUUGCAUUCAAGUGAUUUAGUUUUGGAAGAAUUAAACUUCUGGACAGGACACUUUCUUGAGGAAUAUUUAUCCACUUCCUCAAGAAAUACUUAUAAGCCAGCUUCUAAUCGUAUUGACAAUGAGGUACAUUUAGCUCUGCGUUUUCCUCAUCAUGCUUAUUUGGAUUUGAUAGUUAACCGAAGAUCUAUAGAGCAUUACCAGGUUGAUCAAAAGAGAAUUUUGAAAUCUUCAUAUAGUUCUAUGAACCUCGCUAACAAAGAAUUCCCAGAAUUGGGAGCAGAGGAUUUCAAUCACUCCCAAUUGUUAUUUCGUGAAGAACUCGAUCUGUUUAACAAGUGGUUUAUGGAGAGUGGAAUGGAGAAACUACAUUUUCCAAUCUCAAAAACAAAAGCUGCCUAUUCCUUCUUGACAGUCGCUGCCACACUUACCUCCCCUGAACAUCGCGAAGCACGUCUGGCAUGGGCCAAACAAAGCUUGCUUGGAUGUGUGGUCGAUGAUUUCUAUGAUGUUUGGGGCACUGAAGAGGAACACAUAAACCUUAUACAGUUGAUGGAAAAGUGGGACGUAGAUGUCAGUAGAGAAAGUUGCUCCGACACGGUGAAGAUAAUAUUCGUAACACUUAAGAAAACAAUUUGUGAGACUGCAACCCAAGCAUAUAAAGUUCAAGGACGUAGUGUGUUGAACCACUUGAUUCAGAUUACAAUAGAUUUGCUGCGGUCUGAGUUGAAGGAAGCAGAAUGGUGCAGAAACAGGUGCGUGCCAAGUGUAGAAGAAUAUGAGCAUAAUGGAAUUAUAUCAAUGGCCUUGGGACCAAUAAUUAUCCCUGUAAUGUAUCUUCUUGGACCCAAGAUUCCACAAGCUGUCGUGGAAAGUGAUGAAUACAAUAAUCUCUUUGAGAUUGUUAGUCUUUAUGGGCGUUAUCUUAAUGAUAUCAAUGGAUACCAGAGGGAAAAAGAACAAGGGAAAUUUAUCAACUCAAUAAGCUUGCGGUUGAUUCAUGGGUGUGGGGUAGAGAGUGAAGAAGAGAUCAUGGAGAAGAUAAAGAGGAAGAUUGAGGAGAAGAGAAAGGAGCUGCUGAGAUUAGUGUUGAAGGAAGAAGGAAGCAAAAUGUCAAGAGAAGCGAAAGAUGUGUAUUGGAAAAUGAGCAGAUCACUUCACUUGAUUUACAAAAAAGAGGAUGUGAUUCAUGCAAAGGAGAUGCCUGAUGAGGUGCUCAACAUCAGAGACAUAGUUCUUAACAAUCCCAUCGUCUUAAAUUUAUAGAUCACUUGUGGGAUUUAAAAAUUCUCUCAUUGAAUAUAUCCCAAAUAUGACAUGAGUUCAUUGGUGCCACAAAAAGAAAAGGUAUAUAGUUUUUCCCAUCAUUAUUUAUUAGUAAAAAGGUAUGUGAUUUUAGAUAUUCAUAUUGUAUCACGAAGAAUAUAUGUUUCACUUUCAAAGAGA